Messenger RNA from Trypanosoma theileri, 327 nucleotides. RefSeq lists its product as uncharacterized. The transcript has a single exon. Lineage: Eukaryota; Euglenozoa; Kinetoplastea; Trypanosomatida; Trypanosomatidae. The coding region runs from base 1 to 327 and encodes 108 amino acids. The record is from RefSeq and is a predicted model, not a curated record.
AUGUGCCCUGCAUCCACUCUCUAUGUGUUUCUCUUUCUCUCUCUUCCUUCUUCUUUUACUUUUUCACACUCCCUGUGUAGACCUGUGAACUCAACUGACGAUAACAACAGGAAGAGUGACGCUAAUGAGAACGAGGAUGAUAGACCUGUGUUAACUAAUCCCACUGCUGCUGGUGGUUGUUGUUGUCUGUGUAUGAAGUUAUUGCAAGAUAUGCAUAACGCCCCGUCUUGUUCUUCUUCUUCUAUUCUAAUAUCUACUGUUGUGGAGCCACAUAACUUGCGUGUAGUGGAGGAUUACACUCCUCUCUCUUUUUGGGUGGUUUCAUGA